Messenger RNA from Toxorhynchites rutilus septentrionalis, 1031 nucleotides. RefSeq lists its product as uncharacterized. The transcript is spliced from 2 exons. Bases 8 to 901 code for a protein of 297 amino acids. The record is from RefSeq and is a predicted model, not a curated record. NCBI's taxonomy places the organism in Eukaryota, Metazoa, Arthropoda, Insecta, Diptera, Culicidae.
GAUCACAAUGUACCGGCAGAACCACGAUCGCAUACAACUAGUAUGCUUAGUGCACAUAUUUGUGAAAAUUAUUCUCAGCACUGGUGUCAAGCAUGGCGCAGAAGAGGGUCGCUUCAUACCUCCACUGAUCGUACCACAAACAUCUCCCACGCGUCAUCAGCUGAUCGCCGGUAUCGGUAUCCCGCUUGGAACCCCGAUUUCCAUCACUACAGGAUAUGUCCUCAAAGCGCAAUACUUUCUACCGAUCUCCGUUAACGAUCUGAAACCUCACCUGUGGGACGGGUGGAACGAAACACGGCGCGUCUUGGAAAAGCGCGACGCUGUGACAAUACUGCCCGGUCAACGUUAUGAGCAAUACACUGCGACGGAUGUGGAAAUUAAGUCGGAACCUCUGCCGGAGGGCGAUGAAGAGGUUUUCGAGGAUGGAGACGACAACUAUUGGCUGGAUGAGGAGGAAUUUGAACAGCACGAAGAUGCGGAAGAGAGUAUGCCUUCGAUCGAAACGGGAUCGGAGGGAUACAACGCAGAACAUUCUCGUUGGACGACAUACAAAACGUUAGAGAAAAUUGGCGAAAGUUACGGCGCUGGAGGCAGAGCCUGUGUAUUGCGAAGUAUUUGCGAAGCAGCUGAAGCGGAAUUCACACAUACUGGUGGUAUAUUUGCCGAAUUAUUACACAUCUUGUUCACGCCAUCAACUACAACAGAACCACUCUCGGACCACAACGACAAUGAGUACCAUCGAGCAGAACAGCUUGGUCGGGAGGGAGCACCAUGUCAUCUUGUUUUCCGCGAAUGUAAUCAUUCGAUACUGGACGUUUUCACCGGUGUACACGAUACAGCUCUCGACUCGAUCACUGUUGGCCAUAAAAGCAUAAUGGAUGAAUUAAUGAGAUAUGGAUAACAUUUCAAAUUGACGAAUUAAUUUUGAAUCCUUGUUUACAUGAAUGUAUAUAUCUGAAUAAUUAAUCUAUUAUAAUAGUUGUAAUUGAAUCGAAUAUUGCUAUCGGACACAAUACAUCAUACUGCGCGCA